Bactrocera latifrons is the source of this 1792-nucleotide messenger RNA. RefSeq lists its product as uncharacterized. Gene Ontology annotation, molecular function: nucleosome binding; DNA binding. Gene Ontology annotation, cellular component: nucleus. Bases 20 to 1687 code for a protein of 555 amino acids. The transcript is spliced from 4 exons. The record is from RefSeq and is a predicted model, not a curated record. NCBI's taxonomy places the organism in Eukaryota, Metazoa, Arthropoda, Insecta, Diptera, Tephritidae.
AAUAAAAAAUUAAGUGGACAUGGUAAUUCAACGCAGCUGGAAAAUAUUAAGCGAUGCUGGAUCGUCUUCCGCUUCUUCUACGGAGGCUAAUAGAUCACCUGGUGGCAUGCAAUCAUCUUCGGAUGACUCCAACUGUUCCAACCAAACUACACACUCAAUGGUUACAAGCGUAGCGAGUCCUCCAGCAAUGAAAUUAGAAAGCCAAGCGACCCAACAAGCAGUACAACAAACAAUCGCGCCAACACUAGCAAGCGUUAAUAACGUCAAUACUAUAAAUAUGACAAGCAUCCUGUCGAAUGAUUCCACUAAAUAUGUGACCACACCUCAUAUGGCUGAAACAAUGUUACAAAGGUUGAGACAACGUUUAAGCUGUCCCGUGCAAGUAAGCGGCACAGGAGCAACUGCUGAAUCAGCUAUGCGCUCGCUCGAACUCUUACGUAUUAGUGUGCAACAAUCUUUUGACCAUGAAAUAGAUGUCAUUAUUAAACAUUAUAUGGAGACAUACUUUAAACCCGCAUUCAAGAACAUAAAGGAGAAUUUAGGACAAAACGUAGUCUCUGAAGAGAUUCUUCAAAAGAUGUCUUGUGCAUUACUGGAGAACGCUAAAGCACAAUAUAAUCCAUAUCGCACUUUGAAGCAGCCGCUGGCUUGUGUUUCUGUUAGUACCAAAAAUAUUACACCACAAUAUCCUGUUGGUGAGACAACCAGUUUGCGUUUCGCAGUCAGGCGUCCACCACCUAAACAUGUGGAAUUUACUGAAUUACCCGCCAAAAAACUGCUAACAGUCGCCACACAACAACAGCUACAGACAAUCAAUCCAAGUGCUGCCUCUAAUAUACCAGAGGGUACGGGAAAUGUAAAAACGCUUCUUAACACAUCGUCAAAUCAACAGAGGCAAAUACAGACAUCGGGCUCAUUAACUGUUGCACCUGCACCUGUGCGUAGACAAAUUUUCUGGAAUACAGCACAUAUCUCAGUAACAACUAAAUUUGUGUUAGAUGUACAGGCUAACCAAGCUUUUGGUUUUGGCACGGAUGGGAAAGAGCGUUUGGCCAGCAAACACCCAGAAUUAAUACGCUACUUGCCCGAUAAUGAAGAUCGCGAUUGGUUAAGUGCACAAAAUGUUAUAGCGGCGCAAAAUCGUAAUUCACGCUUUCUAUUUUUAAUAUACGAAGAAGUGUGCAAACUAAAACAAACUCAUGAGCUAUAUCGGACCAAAUCUAAUAUUGAUAUCAGUAUAAUGAAUACAUUUACGGUACCCGAAUUUAUGAUACAAAAGAUGAAGCUGUUCUUCGUAGACCUAAACAUAAAGAGCCGAGGUUUGAUUACCAACUCCUUUUCGGUUGGUGCCGGCACACAAGGCAAUAGUCACUUACGAAAUGCUCUGCUACAAGGUAUUGCCGCACAGAAUAACAAUAGUGGCGGUAACAGUGCUACUUGUAUUAAAACAAUGAGCUCAAUCAACACAGUAAGCACAGCUUCACCGAUUAACACUUUUCUCAACAAAAGCAAUAAAAAUAAUGUCAAUGUUGGUAGCAGCAAUAUAGCCACCAGCUCCAGCGAUGCAAAUCCACUUGCAAAGCCCAGCACGUUAAGCUCUUCGCAUGCAACACUCACAGCUUUGCUCAAUAACUCAUCUAAUCCACCUUCCCAAGACAAAAAUGUCAUAGCUAAUAUACGCAAAUAAAUACCAGAUCUGUUUACAAUAGUAUUGUAAUUAUACUGACCACAAUUCUGAAGUACAUACAUACAUAUAAUAUUAAUGUAAUAAAUAGUGUGUUAAAAAACAGUU